UGGAUCACCUGUCUGAUGAAACAGGAUGAAAAUAUUUUUAGGAAUCAGCAAUGUGUUCAUGGCCCUAACUAUCUUGAUAUUCUUCUGAUGAUGAGACCAAAAUAAUAAAGUAAAAGAAAAUUCUUCAGAUAAAAUGGCAACAAUACUCCAAACAAAUACUUUACAAUCACAAGACACUGAAAGUCUGGGGAAUAAUAGAGUCCAGCAUAAUAACUAUUUCAAUAUCCAAGAGAAUGGAGAGCAGGAGAACUCACCACUAAUAAUUGACCUCCCUGGUUUUUAUGAGGACCUUCACAAAGUUUAUAACUCUGACAGCCAAGAUAACCAUGAGACUUUACUCAAGGGUUGGAAAAAUUUGGUGCUUAAGUACAAAUGCAUUGAAUCCUUCUUGUAUAACAACAGGGACCCUCAGACUUCCAAAGAGGAUGAAGUUGAUCCUAAGGAGAGAUACCUCGACUCUAUAGCUCUGAUAAAAGAAAUUCAAGACUCUAUAUAUUACCUUUGAGGAUACUUCCCUCAUGAAAAUAUUUAUCAGCAAGAACUAUCUCCUAAGAGUGAUCCUGAUGAGGACAGUCAAGCUGAAGAGACUGAGGUAGAGAGACGGGAGAAGGAUAGCACCCCUACACAUGGCAGGUACUCCUCUGUAGUUACACCUAUGAGCAGUAGUCCUAAAUAAAGCUAUUUCUUCUCCAGCUUUGUCCCUUAAAAGAGCUAUUAAAGGAAAGAGCAUCUCCAUUAAGGAAAGUCCUGAAAGAAUUGCAGAAAUUUUAAGUAGUAACACCAAGAAUGAAAAUGAUAUAAACAAUAGUAAAUCGAUGACUUCCUCGGCUUACAAGCUGAGUUCGCCAAGCCAUAUAAUGAAGAAAUCUAAUCAUUUUAGUGACCUUCCUGAUUUUAUCAGCAAAAAAGAGAGCAGUAAGGAGAACCGAACUAUCCUUAAGUCACGAGUUGAGGAGCAUGAUCAAGAUUCUGAUAGUGGACAAGGUACUUUUAGGAUCAAGGUAGAACAAAUGGAUCCAAUGAAAUCGAAGAUAGCAAGCAGUAAAGAAAGCCUCAUGAGCAAAUAUGAGGAGAGUAACGCAAACCAGAGCAGGUCACAGUUCUCCAACAAUGAUUUUAAUAAGAACUCCUGGAUUCAGAACUUAAACCAAGCGAAUAAGAGGAAGAAGAGGCUAUUUGAUAAAAAACCAAUGAGAGUCGAUGAGAUGUAUAGUGACACAGAGAAGAAAUUAUUCUCUGAUAUUGAGUGCUUUAAUUAUAGGCCUGAGAAAAUUAGAUUAUCUCCAAACCUGCAUUUCUAGUACAAAAUUAAUUUAAAUUCCAGUCCCAAUAAU
Messenger RNA from Moneuplotes crassus, 1334 nucleotides. The record is from the annotation of a GenBank genome assembly. NCBI's taxonomy places the organism in Eukaryota, Ciliophora, Spirotrichea, Euplotida, Euplotidae.